Messenger RNA from Emiliania huxleyi CCMP1516, 360 nucleotides. RefSeq lists its product as hypothetical. Lineage: Eukaryota; Haptophyta; Isochrysidales; Noelaerhabdaceae. The record is from RefSeq and is a predicted model, not a curated record. The annotation marks the transcript as partial. Gene Ontology annotation, molecular function: calcium ion binding. The transcript has a single exon.
AUCUCGAAGGACCAGCUUGCCACGGUCCUGCGGAAGCAGCUUGCGCAGAACCCGACAAACGCGGACCUUGAGGCGGCAGCACAGUUGGCCGACAGUGGGGGAAAAAUCAGUCUCGACGAUCUUUGCUUCUUCCUCGUCGAGAAUGCGAAGCCCAUGCCCUCGCAGACCCAGCUUGCCAAGGCGUUCACGGUGCUUGACAAGGACGGCUCGGGCUACCUCGAGAAGGACGAGCUGAAGAAAAUUGUCUCCACGGUGGGCGAAAAGUUCUCUUCCGAUGAGCUUGCAGCGCUCGACGCCGUCCUUCUAAAGGUGGGCGGAGACAAUGGCAAGAUUGACUUCGCCGAGUUCAGCAACCUCGUC